Messenger RNA from Photinus pyralis (common eastern firefly), 4639 nucleotides. Its product is annotated as zinc finger protein 208-like. The record is from RefSeq and is a predicted model, not a curated record. The transcript is spliced from 8 exons. NCBI's taxonomy places the organism in Eukaryota, Metazoa, Arthropoda, Insecta, Coleoptera, Lampyridae. Gene Ontology annotation, cellular component: nucleus. Bases 101 to 4582 code for a protein of 1493 amino acids. Gene Ontology annotation, molecular function: zinc ion binding.
CCGGCAUCUUCACCAAAUCACCACAGUCGUUCAGUUUGUAGCGUUCCUUUGCUGUAUUUUGUGUAUUCAAUGUCGUAUUUUCCAAGAAUUCGCAUAAAAAAUGGCUAGUGUUAAAGAAAUAAUGCGAUUAUGUAGACUGUGUUUAGUGAAGGAUGAGGUGAAUACACCCAUUUUCGAUGAGCAAGGUGAUAUUAGGCAAAUAUUCUUGAAAAUCUCGGCCUGUCUACCGGUCAAGGUUUCCCGAGAGGACAAUUUACCAAAAAACAUAUGCGACGGCUGCUCGAGCAAGCUGGAGUUGCUCUACCAGUUCUGGAACACCUCCGCGAACUCCGAGAAGAAGCUAAUCCAAUGGCUCGGCGCGGAGAGGUCCGAACGAAACGCACAACAUUCCAUGAUCGAUCCCGUCGUACUGAAGCAGGAGGUCGUCGAGGUGCCCGACGAACGCACCAGCCCCGAUCAUCUCGACGACCUGAACGUCUCCAACGACACCGACUAUCUGCAGCAGCAGUUGCCCUACGAGAAUGUCGAGUUCCAGUUCCAGCAGGACGACUACGACGACACGGGCACGGACGCCGUAGUCGAGUCGCCACCGGUGUCGCGUAAAAGACGGGCAGCGGCGAUACGCGCCAUGGCCAAAAUAGGAUCCGAGGAUGAGGCAAAUUCCGAGGAUGAGGGAAACCCCGACCUGCUGGAGCCCAAACUUGCUAAGAUCGAAGAGGAAAGCGAGGAGAGCGGCGGUGAGGAUCCGGAACCAACGGCGUUUGUUGGUCUACCUUCGGCGAACGAUAACGAUCAGCCCGGCCCGUCGGGUGUUGGCAAAUCGUCGGUUGAUUCACCAGCGCCGCCGAACCGGAAGAAGGCGAUUUCCGCUCGCUGGUCGAAUCGGUUACCGGAAAUAGACAUAAUUCCCGUCGAAAAAAAGGGGUACACGAUCGACUUCGACGCGAGCCGAAAGCUAACGAUGAUCGAGAUGGGUUACAAAAACCCCUUCACCUACGCGAACUGUUCGAGCAAGGCGAAGGCGAGACCGGCGCGGCACGUCGACGGUAACGCGCACAAGUGGACCUGCAUCAUUUGCAACGAAUCCCUCGCGGACAAGCGCACGUUAAUCGAGCACUACGAAGAUCACAAGAACGAGCUCGAAGGAGGUGCGCAAUCCCAGAUCAAGGUGGAGGACUACUUCAAGUGCGUGGUGUGCACUAGGGAGUUCACCUCGUCGAGAAGCUACGAGAAGCACCUCGAAAUUAAACAUGGCGAGAACAGGUACGCGUGCGAGCAGUGCAAUAAGACGUACAAGAACUCGUUUCAAUUGUGCCUUCAUAAUUUCAACGCCCACGCGACCGAUCAGAUUUACAAGUGCAUCGCCUGCGAUUUUGAGACGGCUAAUCGUUCGUCCUUGAAACUGCACAUCGACAACCACGAGGGGGACUAUAAGAAUCAGUGCGAUAUUUGCGACAAAAAGUUUAUCACGCACGAUUUGCUCGAGGAGCACAAGAAUUCGCACACGAGCGCGAUGCCGUUCCAAUGCGAGAUUUGCCCGAGAAGCUUUCCGAACGCCCGCUUCCUGAUCGCGCACAAGAAGAGCAUUCACGCGGAGUCGUUCAGGUCGUCGGCGAACAAGUGCGAGAUAUGCGACAAGCAGUUCGCGCACAGGAAGAGCUUGAUUUUGCACGUGAGAUCGCAUACCGGCGAGAAUACGGUGCUGUGCGACAUGUGCGGGAAGAGCUUGUCGAGCACCGAACACCUGAAGCAGCACCUGCGCAUCCACACCGGUUACAAGCCGCACGCGUGCCCGGUCUGCGGGAAGGGUUUCGCGAAGAAGAGCAAUCUCACGCUGCACGAGCGCGUGCACAGCGGCGAAAAGCCGUACAUUUGCAGGGAGUGCGGGAAGUGCUUCUCGCAGCGUUCGACGCUGGUGAUUCACGAACGGUACCAUUCCGGCGAGCGGCCGUACAGUUGCCCCCUGUGCAGUAAGGGAUUCGUAGCCAAAGGUCUUUUGGGGGUUCACAUUAAGAGCUGUUCGAGAAUUUUAUUCGAUCCGAUCAGUGGGCUCGUAACGCAAACCGUCUACGAGUGCGAGGUGUGCACGCAAAUAUUUACGACAAAAAAAGAUUUCUUAACCCACCACAUCAACCAGUUUUCCGAUACGUUUCGUUGCUGUCGUUGCGAGGAGCAUUUCAAAACGACGACGGACCUGUAUAAUCAUUACGAGGUGCAUAAGGGCGGCGGAAGCGUCGUCGUCGAGAAGUUGGUCGACGUCGACUACAUGGAUAACACGGCCAACGAUCUUCUGUACAUUCUGGACAAUUCUCAGUGCAUUAACGAGGUUGUUAUUGAGGAUGAGGGUGAGGUUCGCGAGACCGAUUCCGAAACGUCUCCGGUUACGAAGCCGGACAGUGCCGAGGUGGUUACGGUGGAGCACGUCGAGCACGGCUACAUGUUGCCGAGCGUUUUUAAGGGCCAGUUGGAGAGUAAAAAGCGGUAUAAAAGGAGGGAUGAGGAUUUUCAGUCCGUUGUUCACAUCGGCGAGGAGGAGAGCGCGAUCGAGGCGAUUCUGACGACCGAGGCCACUUCGAGCAAGGCGACGAGCGCGUUACCCAAGGCCAGACCGAAGAGACGGCACGAGGUUCCCGAUUUUUCCGCCACCAACUACAUCAUGCUCAAUCCGACCGACGAGAUCGACAUCGUGCAUUACAAGUGCUUGCGUUGCGAGCAGCUGUUCAUUAGCAAGUUUGGAUUUUUCAGGCACAUAGAAAAGGGGAGGUGCUAUAUAAACAGCUGCGACGUGUGCAGCGCCUCCUUCAACAAGAAUAGCGAAUUUUACGAUCACUACAUGGCCGAGCAUACGGAUCGUGCGAUCUGCAACUUUUGUUUCCGAACGUUUAUGUACGAGAAGAACGUGAAGGAGCACAUGCUGAGGCAUCUCGACCAGUUUAGGCAUCGGUGCGAGCAGUGCAACAAGGGAUUCUACACCGUACGAGAGUAUCGGAAUCAUUACAAAAAUAGACACAUGGGCAUCAGACACAAGUGCGGGGUUUGCAGUCGAACCUUUGCGGACGAAUACUACUUUAAAAGACACGUGGCGACCCACGAGAAGGCCGUCUCUUCAAAAUCACCAGGACGACAUUUAAAGAGUAACAUAAACAUCAAGACCGAACAGUACUGGAGUAAAACCAUCGGGCGACCAUUCCGUAAAGGUCGCUCGCGCAACCGCGCUCACUUACAAGUUCCGAUCAAGGCCGAAACGUACCACGACGACCAAGCGAGCGCUGGGCGAAAGUCGAAGAACAGGAUGAUCAAGGAAGAGUACCUCGAGGAUGAGCUGAAUCAAAUGUUCAGCACGGACAAUGAAGAGGAAGAGCUGGAGGUGGUGUUCAAUGAUGGCAUCGAGGAGAAGAUGGAAAGUCUCUUCGCGCAUACCGAGUCGCCGACCGAGAGCACGUGUCUUUUAUGCAACAACGGAAAGGUGAUGAGCGCCGAGCAGCUGAAGAGACAUUACAAGCGCCAUCAGCAGAUACUGAUGCAUUUUGAUGACGACAAGACGAAGGUCGGCGAGUCGGUCGGUUUCUACUGUCACAUUUGUAAGGACGACCGCGCGAUGGCAAAGGGCGAAUUGAAGGAGCAUUACCUAACAAUUCACGACGUGGAGAUUACGAACAAUAAGAGAUUCUUCCGAAGGGCCCGCUCCAAACGCCCGCGUUCUCCGCGACCCGAAGUGUUCAGGUGCGAAAUCUGCUCCGAUGAGUUCUCGACCAAAUCCUUACUGGACGAGCACUUCGAGAAACACGACGAUCAGUACUCGUGCGACAUUUGCGAGAUGGGCUUUAAGAAGUUGAUCGACUACACCUUUCACAUGCAAGAACACAGUGACGAUAAGCUGUUCAAGUGCCCGCUGUGCGACUUCGCGACCGACAAGGGCCACCUGGUGAAAUCCCACCUGUACUCCGUGCACGACCAGUUUAAGAAAUACAAGUGCGAGCUGUGCGGCAAGGGUUUUGCGAUCUUCACCCACUUCCAGGAGCACAAGUACUUCCAUACCGGCGAAAAGCCGUUCCAGUGCAAGGAGUGCGGGCAAAAGUUCAUGUACACGCGAUACCUAAACUCGCACAUGGUGCAAAUGCACAAGCGAACACCGCAAGGGAUCCACUGCCCUAUUUGCAACAAGGUCUACUCUCACCGAAACAGCCUCAACACGCACAUGAAAUCCCACACGGGCUCCGUAUCGAUCUGCGACGUCUGCGGCAAAACGUUGAGCAGCAACGAAAAGUUACGCCUCCACUAUCGCAUCCAUACCGGAGAGAAGCCCUACAAGUGCGACUUCUGCCAGAAGCGCUUCAAGACCAGCUCGUACCGGGCCGAGCACGAGCGGAUUCACACCGGCGAGAAACCGUACGAGUGCCCUUUCUGCGGAAAAGGAUUCUCGCAGCGCACCAGCAUGGUGAUCCACACGCGCGGACAUACCGGCGAGAAACCCUACCUCUGCCAUCUGUGCAACAAGGCGUUCGCGGCCAGAUCGAUGGUAACGAUCCACCUCAAGUCAUGUAAAGGAGUCGUUCAAGUCACCGACGGAUUACACAAUUAGUACUAUCUUAAGCAUUUUACUUACAUGUAACUUCCACGAAUAAAAAUUUGUUUACAA